AUGCCUGUUUCAAGGCGUGACAAGAAAGGUAAGCUCAGGACGUUCUCUGUAUCCAGUCCUUUUCAGUCGAACUUACUCAGGUUCUAAAACAUGCUCCUAAGAAAAAAGAGCACAUUGCAAAGGUAGUAAAUCGGUGGUAAUCUUAUGCAGCUUUAAGGUUCGUCAAUAUCUGGAUGAAUAUGGAAGAGUAUAUGUAGUGACUCUGCAAAAUCCUCGCACCCAAAAAGUUUCCGAAAUGCGAAAAAGCAUGGUGAAAAUCAAGCUUCUAUUUGGUGUCAACAAGGUGACGACUUUGGCGUUGGGUAAAACUCAUGAAGAUAGUUAUCGACCAAAAUUGCACCUUUUAUCCAAAUAUCUUAAGGGACAGUGUGCCCUCCUAUUUUCACGAUCAUCGCCUUCGGAAUUACGCGAGCAGCUUGAUGCGUUCCGGUCGUCAGAAUACAGUAGACCAGGUGUACUUGCUGAGCAGACUGUCUGGAUUGCAUCUGGUCCGUUGCCCAAAUUUCCUCACUCUAUAGAGCCUGUUUUGCGCCAGUUAGGAAUGCCUGUUAAACUAGUCAAAGGUGUUGUUCAUUUGGAGAGAGAGUAUCUUGUGUGCCGCAGAGGGGAUGUACUUUCACCUGAACAGUGUCGUAUUCUAAAGUUAUUUCAAAUUGAAAUCUCCGAAUUUCGCGUUGGCCUGCUUGCAGUUUGGACAGACGGUGAGGGGGUCGAAGAGUUAACAGAAAAAGAUAGUUGUAUGAUGCGCACUUCGCUCCAUCCUGAAGUUCUUGUUGUUUGUAAACAGUUAGAUGAUGGUUUGUAUUACUUUAUUCCGCAACCAUAUGAAAAUAAAGGCGAAUCACCUGUUAACGAAGCUAUGGAAGAGGACUAAUACUUUUCUAAAUAUAUAAUUGUAGAUACUAUUGUGAAUAAUUUUUUAAGUCAUUCGAGAUAAGGUUUGCGAUGAAAUAUAAGGUUAUUCAGUGCCAAAUGUCUUCCUUAAAUACUCUGACUCCGACUCAACCAUUUAAUGAAGUAACACUCAGACAAAUCUAAUUAAAUUUAGUGUGAGUUAACCUACUAAGACUGUUCAAACUAUAUUAUCACUGUGAAGGUGUCAAUAAACAAAUUGUCAUUAUUAUUACUAAUUGCCUUGGUUUCAAUUUCACUUCAGAGCUGAAUUUUUAUAAACGCUAGUUUUCUGUUAAUCAAUUUCUUUUGUAAGAAGUGUUUCCAUUAUUAGGAUAGAAUUAUUCAGUCUGAAUUUGUCAUCUUUAUACGCCAAAGUGGUUCGAUUGUAUCCUCAGUUAUCGUCAGAAACGAACAUGAACAACUUGUGACGUUGGAUAAUAUAUGGUUUAGAGUUGGCUUCCUACAGUGAAACUAUUAGCUAAUUUUUCUAUGCUUUAUCAUAAGGUACUACCAUCCUUUUCGAGUGAAUCCAUAGACAUGUUUAUCUCGUUUAUACACAUAUAAUGACGGCAGAAAAGGCUGCAAGAGAAGGAAACAUGAGACAACUGUAUGACACGACAAAGAAACUCUGGAAAUCGCCGCAAACCAGAACGACCAGUGAAAAGCAAGGAAGGCUAGGUAACCACCAACAUUGAAGACCAACAAAACAGGUGGGUAGAACACUUCAAAGAACUCUUGGAUCGACCAGCUCCACUGAACCCAAUCAACAACGAAGCAGUACCCACGGACUUCCUAGUCAAUGUUGACUCACCAAUAAUUGAAGAAAUCAGCAUGGCCAUCAAGCAAAUCAAGAGUGGCAAAGCAGCAGGACCAGACAAUAUUCCGGCAGAGGCACUAAAAGCAGACAUAGCGGCAACUGCAAGU
This is a messenger RNA of Schistosoma haematobium, 1818 nucleotides long. Its product is annotated as mRNA turnover 4, variant 2. The transcript is spliced from 4 exons. Bases 236 to 874 code for a protein of 212 amino acids. The record is from RefSeq and is a predicted model, not a curated record. Lineage: Eukaryota; Metazoa; Platyhelminthes; Trematoda; Strigeidida; Schistosomatidae. Gene Ontology annotation, molecular function: RNA binding. Gene Ontology annotation, cellular component: preribosome, large subunit precursor; nucleolus. Gene Ontology annotation, biological process: nuclear-transcribed mRNA catabolic process; ribosomal large subunit biogenesis; ribosomal large subunit assembly.